Messenger RNA from Phanerochaete carnosa HHB-10118-sp, 1169 nucleotides. RefSeq lists its product as uncharacterized. The transcript is spliced from 7 exons. Gene Ontology annotation, molecular function: serine-type endopeptidase activity; ubiquitin binding. Bases 66 to 1094 code for a protein of 342 amino acids. NCBI's taxonomy places the organism in Eukaryota, Fungi, Basidiomycota, Agaricomycetes, Polyporales, Phanerochaetaceae. The record is from RefSeq and is a predicted model, not a curated record.
GGCGCAGUGCAGAGCGCGCUGCAGGGCGCGAUGUCGUUUGAAAAUGCUCACGUUACCAAGCUCUCAUGAUUGUUGUCGCAGUGACCUCGAUUGUUACUGGGAUCUUCGAUGUGAAGUACUUGUUUCACCUUCAGUUGGUGCCUCACAUAUCCAAGCACCAUCAAUAUUGGAGGCUAUUUGUGCAUCACAUAGCCUGCUCAAGCUCGAUAGACCUACUGUUGACAGAGCUCUUACUCUACAACGCCGCAAUUCACAUUGAACGCGCUUUUGGAAGUUGCAAAUAUGCGUCAUUUCUAUCCAUCGCACUUUUGCUGAACACGAUUUCCACCUUUAUUGCCCUAAUUUUAGUGUCUCCAGUUCCGAAACUUGGUAUGGCAGUGAAUCGCCUGCCUUCUGGACCCAUCGCCUUGGUGUUCAGUAUCGUCUAUCAGUAUUAUCGCCUCGUGCCGCAAGCGUACGACUUCAAGGUUUUUGGUGUCACUUUCAGCGACAAAAUAUGGGUAUAUGCUACCGCCACUCAGCUCGCACUAAGCUAUGCGCCUCCGACACUGCUCCUCGCCGCAUGCGGCAUUGCCACCGGCUAUAUCUAUCGCGCAGAUAUAUUGCAAUUAAAGGGCUGGCGGGUGCCACAGAAGGUGGCCAGAUUCUCAGAACGUUGGAUCAAGCCUUUACUGGGUGAGGAAAGGGGGAGCAGGAGGCUGAACAGGGUCUUCCCCGAUAAUCGCACCCGCACGUCUCGUGCUCAAGAUAUCUUGUCCCGUGAGGAAAUCACGACCACCGCCCGUCGGACCCGAACAACGAGGACGCCGCCAGAGCAGGCUGCCUCAGCCACCGACCAAAAUGGACGAACGGAGCCCUCGCCUAUCUCUACGAAUACCGGCGGAGUUGUCCGGCAGUGGGCCUCAGAGCUCGCAGGUGCAGCGAGGCUCAGCGCAAGUGGGCCGGGGACCAUCCGGGUGCCGAGCGAAGCGGAGGUCGAGACUCUGACGGCGAUGUUCCCUGAUGUCGGGCGAGACGUCGUGCUCGGAGUAUUGCAGAGGAGUGCCAACAUCGAGAUCGCUGCUGAGACAUUGCUGAGUUCAGCGCGCAGCUGACAGCGACGAGCUUUACGAUAUGCAGGGCCAUAGAUCCUGAGAUGUGACUAGUGGAGAAUUUGCGACAACCGGACA